AUGGAUAUAGGGAAGAAGUUCGUUAGUGCCUGUAAAGUCGACAGCAGCAAGUCCGAGGCGAUAGUUGCUAUUGAAUUACUUAUAAAUCUCAUUAAACGCAGUGAUGUUCUCACCGUCCAGGGAUUGGACGACCUUAUUAACGAUGCAGUUAAACAAAUGAGGGAAACCGACAAGAGCAAUUCAUCCGUCAAAUCGGCGUGUGAACUCUUCCAGAGGUUCAUCACUUUAGCAGUUUUGGAUACCGUCGGUGAUUUUGAAGGAUGCAAGAGGGUCAUUCUUGAGCGCGCUGAUGUAUUUCUUAGAAAAGUAAGUCGCGGUGGCCUCGCACCUAAUCACUUUUUUACGUGUCCCGUCGUGACUUUAUUCAUUUCCCAUCCCAGAUUUCGCGAUGUCGUCAGCAGAUCUCAGCAAACGCCCUCCUUCUUUUUGCGGACAAUGCCCGACUCCUGAUCAACUCGUACUCCCGGGUUGUUGUUGAAGCACUUGUCCAUUUUGUUAAAUCUUCAAUGAACCGUCGACAACUUCACUGCUACGUAACGGAAUGCAUGCCGAGUUCCUCUGGCGUGCACAUGGUUGGCGAAUUAAUGAAAUCGGGCGUUUCUUGCACGCUUGUCCCGGACACUGCUGUCGCCUAUUUAAUGCCACAGAUUGACGCCGUUGUUGUAGGGGCUGAGGCCGUCGUUGAGAGUGGUGGCUGUUUGAAUGCGCUAGGCUCGUGCACCAUGUGCAUGAUCGCACAUAGUCUUGGAAAACCGGUUUAUGUUAUGGUUGAGUCCUUCAAGUUUUUACGCGUCUAUCCACUCGACCAGAGACAUAUCGCUGACGAACUGAAGUGGAGGGCAUCAAAACUCAGGGAAAUACGCUCGAAGACUAUGCUCGACGAAGUCAAACCUACUGAAGACGAAGAUGAUGUGUUCGAGGAAAUGAAUGACGUAUGGCAUAAGGUGGAGAAGCAGAAAGUGUCUGUGGUGGACAAGGAUAUACCCUCGGUUGAUUACACAAACCCGCUUUACAUUACUGCACUCGUCACAGACUUAGGAAUCCUCACACCGUCCGCUGUUAGUGAUGAAUUGAUUAAGCUGUACCUUUGA
Molecule: messenger RNA, 1091 nt
Organism: Spirometra erinaceieuropaei
Lineage: Eukaryota; Metazoa; Platyhelminthes; Cestoda; Diphyllobothriidea; Diphyllobothriidae
Source: the annotation of a GenBank genome assembly